Cryptomeria japonica (Japanese cedar) is the source of this 2761-nucleotide messenger RNA. RefSeq names its product 5-methyltetrahydropteroyltriglutamate--homocysteine methyltransferase 1. The transcript is spliced from 15 exons. Lineage: Eukaryota; Viridiplantae; Streptophyta; Pinopsida; Cupressales; Cupressaceae. The record is from RefSeq and is a predicted model, not a curated record. Bases 184 to 2481 code for a protein of 765 amino acids. Gene Ontology annotation, molecular function: zinc ion binding; 5-methyltetrahydropteroyltriglutamate-homocysteine S-methyltransferase activity.
ACACUUGAGAUUCCAACCUCCCACUACGACCAACCGCUCCUACUCCAUCUAUAUAACUGUGCCAACCUACAUCUACUCUGCACAAAACAAUCGAAGUGGGUUGUUUAGAGGAUUUUCUUCCCAAAGUCCUGCGAUCAUUAUAUUUGCAGGACAUUCUAGCAUUUUUUUGUAAAAGCAUCAUCCAUGGCUUCCCAUGUGGUUGGUUACCCUCGCAUGGGUCCCAAGAGGGAGCUGAAGUUUGCAUUGGAGUCCUUCUGGGAUGGCAAGAGCAGUGAGGCAGAAUUGCGGAAGGUAGCCAAGGAUUUGAGAAUUUCAAUAUGGAAGCAAAUGGGUGAUGCUGGUGUUACUUAUAUCCCAAGCAACACCUUCUCCUACUAUGAUCAGAUGCUUGACACCACUGCCAUGCUUGGGGCUGUUCCUCCCAGAUAUGGCUGGAAUGGUGGAGAGAUUGGAUUUGAUACUUACUUCUCUAUGGCCCGUGGUAAUGCCAAGCUGCCUGCGAUGGAGAUGACCAAGUGGUUUGACACCAACUACCACUACAUAGUUCCAGAGCUAGGACCAGAAACUAAAUUCAAGUACUCCUCACACAAAGCAGUUGAUGAAUACAAGGAAGCUAAAGAGAUUGGUAUCGAGACUGUGCCUGUCAUUGUAGGACCAUUGACAUACUUGCUGUUAUCCAAGCCUGCAAAGGGAGUUGUCAAAACAUUCGAUCUCCUCUCUCUUCUUGAUGCAAUUCUUCCUGUCUACAAAGAGGUUCUUGGUGAGUUAAAAGCAGCUGGAGCAACGUGGGUGCAGUUUGAUGAACCCUCACUUGUAAUGGACCUCGAGGCUCACCACUUGGAAGCCUUAUACAAAGCUUAUUCUUUCUUAGGAGGAUUGGGUGGAAUCAAGUUGAUUGUUGAAACAUACUUUGCUGAUAUUCCUGUUGAGACUUACAAGACCAUCACUCAGUUAAAAGCUAUAUCUGCUGUUGGGUUGGAUCUAGUACGUGGAACAAAAACACUCAGCCUUAUUAAAGCUCAUGGCUUUCCCAGUGACAAAUACCUGUUUGCUGGAAUUGUUGAUGGGCGAAACAUCUGGGCUACUGAUUUGUCAGCAGCAUCUGCCAUUUUGAAGGAUCUUGAAACUGUACUUGGUAAAGGAAAAGUGAUUGUCUCUACUUCCUGCUCUCUUCUUCAUACGGCAGUGGAUUUGGUGAAUGAGACAAAACUUGAUAAUGAGAUCAAAUCCUGGCUUGCAUUUGCUGCACAGAAAGUAAAUGAGGUAGUUGCUUUGGCUAAAGCAUUGGCUGGCCAAAUAAAUCAGGCAUACUUUGCUGCUAAUGCAGCUGCUAUAUCUUCAAGAAAGACAUCUCCUAGAGUCAACAAUGAAGCAGUGCAAAAAGCUACUGAAGCACUCAAGGGCUCUGAUCACCGACGUGCUAGCCCCGUAGCUGUUCGUUUAGAUGAACAACAGAAGAAAUUGAACCUGCCAAUCCUUCCGACUACAACCAUUGGAUCUUUUCCUCAAACAGUGGAACUUAGGAGAGUUCGCCGUGAAUUUAAAUCAAACAAGAUUGCAGAGGCAGAAUAUAUUCAAUCAAUCCAGCAGGAAAUUGCCAAAGUGGUUAAACUGCAGGAAGAUCUUGACAUUGAUGUUCUUGUCCAUGGAGAGCCUGAAAGAAAUGAUAUGGUUGAGUACUUCGGAGAACAACUUCAGGGAUUUGCAUUUACAGUUAACGGUUGGGUACAGUCUUAUGGUUCUCGUUGUGUAAAACCCCCAAUUAUCUAUGGUGAUGUCAGCCGUCCAAAGCCAAUGACUGUAUUUUGGUCAAAGUAUGCCCAAAGCCUUACUGACCGCCCAAUGAAGGGAAUGCUUACUGGUCCUGUGACAAUUCUGAACUGGUCCUUUGUAAGAAAUGAUCAACCCAGAUCGAAAACCUCCAUGCAAAUUGCAUUAGCCAUCAAGGAAGAGGUUGAAGAUUUGGAGGCAGCUGGUAUCCAGGUGAUCCAAAUUGAUGAGGCAGCUCUAAGGGAAGGAUUACCUUUAAGAAAAGCAGAACAUGCUGACUACCUUGAAUGGGCUGUUCAUGGUUUUCGAAUCACCAACUGUGGUGUAAAGGAUACUACCCAGAUCCACACCCACAUGUGCUACUCCAACUUCAAUGACAUCAUCCAUUCCAUCAUUGAUAUGGAUGCUGAUGUCAUUACCAUUGAAAACUCUCGCUCUGAUGAAAAAUUGCUAUCAGUUUUCCGUGAGGGUGUGAAGUAUGGAGCUGGUAUUGGUCCUGGCGUGUAUGAUAUACACUCACCUCGUAUCCCAGAUACAGAAGAGAUUGCAGACCGAAUCAGCAAGAUGCUUGCUGUGCUGGAAACAAACAUCCUGUGGGUCAAUCCAGACUGCGGUUUGAAAACCAGGAAGUACGGUGAAGUUGUUCCAGCAUUGACAAAUAUGAUUGCAGCUGCAAAGUUGCUCCGAACUGAACUUGCCAGUGCAAAGUAAGCAUGGAAGAGAUUCAGUGUGACUGUUGUUCUUUGGAAUGCAAUAAAGAGAUGGGAUAAGUUAACUUCCCAAAUAAAGAAGCCUUCGCAUCAAGUAUUGUAGCCCUGUUUUCCUCAUCGGGCAACUUUGUUUCUUACAAAUUGCUUUUACAAAGUUAUCAAUUGUAUCACACAGGCUGUCAUUUUAUUUGUCCACCAAUGAUAAAUCUACAAGCUGGUACAAAAGCUUGUUCCUUAUGAAAAAUUUUAGUAAUCAAUAUUGAUAUAUGCAAUUAUGUUAA